AUGACAGUGAAGUUUUGGGAAUGUCAAUUGCGAUCGAUUGUUAUGGAUUAUACUAAGAUCCCGCAUUUUGCGAAGUGUAGACAAGUCGGAACUGUGAUAAUUAGAGUCAAAAUGGAGAUAACGGAAUCUACCUGCAGUUCCGAGGCAUGUUGCAGGACUGACUAUCCUCGGCCGAUGCACCGGCCAUUACGCUAUAAAAAAUGUUCUCGAACUAGAUCAAAUAGUGACUGUGGUAGUGGUAUAGCGAGAAGAUGUCGUUCAUACAGAGCGAGUUCCGCAAGAAGCAGGUACGUCAACGUCUGCGCAGCGGUGUGCUUGCUCCUACUCGUGGGCGGACUCUCACCGCAAUCUUCAGCAGCACCGCACAGACGAACUAUGGAAAGGCAACGGAGGUCGUCUCAAGAAAAUAGCCUGUGGGGCAACCCAUGUGAUUAUGAUUCAAACUCCAAGUCUGUAAAAUAUACGGCUAAGCUCGCAAAAGACGUAUCAUCACAAGCGAAAAAUGCUUAUGAAUCAACUGCGAAGUACAAAGAUAAAUUUGCCUUAAAACUUCACAGUUACCCUAGUUUUGACGAAUUACUGACAGUUUGGAGCAGUGACGACUGGCUUAGGAAUUUCACCUGGUUCCCUGAAGAAGGAUUACCAAAAGAAAAAAAUCUCUACCAUGCCAUGCCUAACGAGUAUAUGGAUAAAUUAAUGAAAAAUAUAGAUAAGUUUCUACCAUCAAUGUUCAAAGGCCUCAAGAUGGUUGUGGCAGGACUGUACUCCAUAACGAAGGAAGGCCUUAACGAUGAUAUCUUUUCGGACGCAAGCAUGAAACAUAACAUAACAGAGAGCAUGCACAACGUCCGAGCUGUUCUUUGUUUAUUCGAUGAAAUAAUGCGAGCGCGCAACUUAGAAAUAAUGCCGCUACUGGAUUCUGAAAUCCCGGACAUGAAGAGCGUUGACAAGCUAUCAUACGCUUUACUAGUUUACCGUGACACUCUUAACUACUUGGAAUACCUCGCGCAAGUUUUCCAAAUGAUGUAUGACAUGGACUCAAACAAGGCCGACUGA
This is a messenger RNA of Melitaea cinxia (Glanville fritillary), 1056 nucleotides long. RefSeq lists its product as uncharacterized. The record is from RefSeq and is a predicted model, not a curated record. NCBI's taxonomy places the organism in Eukaryota, Metazoa, Arthropoda, Insecta, Lepidoptera, Nymphalidae. The transcript has 7 exons. The coding region runs from base 1 to 1056 and encodes 351 amino acids.